Messenger RNA from Andrographis paniculata, 2119 nucleotides. Its product is annotated as UPF0496 protein At3g19330-like. The record is from RefSeq and is a predicted model, not a curated record. Bases 419 to 1240 code for a protein of 273 amino acids. The transcript has 4 exons. NCBI's taxonomy places the organism in Eukaryota, Viridiplantae, Streptophyta, Magnoliopsida, Lamiales, Acanthaceae.
UUAUAACUUCGUAUUCUAUCAAACAUUGAAGUAUAAAUUUCGGAAUAGAGUUUGAAAUAAAUUAAUAAUAAUAAAUGGGGCAACUUUCUGACUUCGUCUUCCUGUCCUACUUUCUUGCCAGGUCACCUGUUUUCCGCUCGAGGCCAUACUCAAACACACAGUUGAAGUCUCUCCGUGAUUCGAUUCGCUAGACGAAGAAUAGCUCGGCUCUAAUGUUUCUUGCUUCUGAUCUACAGUUGUAUUCCUGGAAGAUUAUUGAUCAAGGUUCUGCUGAUUCCUUACUACCCAAUCUUGAUUUCGUUGACCCACUUCGAUUUCUGGGUGAUCUCGAAACUGUGCAUUCGUUGAAUUUCCACUAUUUUUCUAAGGUUUUUCUGCUGACUAUACUUCAACACGAUUGUUGCCUCUCCCAGGAGACAUGCCUUUUUGCAAUUGGAAGCUUUGGCGAACAUUCAGCCGAGACAACUCCUCUGACAAAAUGGUUGAUGUAAGGCUUCCUGAUGUCAUUGAGGAGCCUCGACUGCUGGAGCAUGUUGUUCAACCAAGCUAUGAGCAUGUUCGAGAGGUGCUUCCCCUGCUUGGGCACAACUCUCUGUCGAAUCUUAUUGCUACCUACUUUGAAUAUAGUGCACAUGCAUCGCGCCUGUGCGUCCUCCUCAUACAUAGCAUCCACCGUGCUCGCCUUAUGUAUACAACCCUACAUAAACUUCUUGAUGACCUUCCCCUGGAGUCCGACAGUCUCUCCUAUUCUAGAUUCAAUUUGGAGGGUGCAAUUCUUGAGUUUGGCCGUUUUGAAAACCCCUUUCACUCCCCUGACGCUCAGAGCUUUGGUGAUAUGCUGAACCACUUCUCCCAGCUCAAGCAGCAGCUAAAUCAGCAUUUCAGAAAGUCACGGUUCAAACUCAAUCUCACACGCCACUGCUUUAAAGAAAUGAGCCAUCAAGCUGUAAUCGAUACUACUGCAGCAAGGAAUGUUUAUGUCCUUUGUAUGAAUCUAGCCACUAUUGAUCGCAUGAUGUCCCGUCUGCAUGAAGCAUUUGAACUUGACAAACUUCUUAGUAGAUUGGGAUUGGAGAGGGUUAUGGAUAGAUACGUGCUUGAGGAAGUAUUGAAGCAACUUAGAAAAAAUAGUCAUAGUUUUUCUCUACAGCUUGUAGAGCUUGAGGAGUCUUUAUGCCUAUGUCUUGCUACAAUCAACCGGGGCCGUACACAACUUCUUCAACAAAUACAAGUAUCAUAAUCAAGUUCGAUAUCCAAUGCUAAUGAACAUUCAUUUCAUUGUGUGCGAAUCAAAUGAUACAGAAGAGAAGUGGUUUAUUCCCUUCGUGUAAAUUUCAUCUCAGGUUUACAUCGUCAGAGGUCACAUCCUCAUAGAAGUCUGCUAAUAUCACAAUGCCAACGCCAGUUUGAGUGUUAAGCCUCUAUCAUGGAUAUGGCCUUGUGAUUGUGAAUUGAGGUCUCUCUUCUGACAAAAAUGGCUGCCAUUGAGGAACCUCCAUUGUUGAGACAUUCAACUGGGCCAUGAAUGUGUUUCAGGACACACUUUCAAUGAUUGGGGACAAUCUUGUUCCAAUCUUAUUGCUAACUACUUUAAAUCUACAGAGCAUGCAUCGAGUUGAUCCCUCUUUAUCUGCCAGGUAUACGCUGUACCCCCACCUCAUGUAUAUCUUCACUUGAAAUUGGAGGUGGGUGUGGAUAGGGAUCUCAUUCAAGCGUUAUUGAAGCAUUUUCGAAUAAAACAGCCACUUCUGUGCAAUGGCUAGAGGUAUUUGGGAACCAAUUAGUCCUAGUCUCAUGAAUAUCAUCCAGAACCAGUCAAAUCUUCUUCGAAAGAUUCAGAUGCAUUGCAAGAAAAGUUUGCUUUCUGCCACACUGAGUAAGCUGCUGAUGAUUUGAAACAUUUAAAUGGCUACAUUUUACCUGCCUGUGCAAGACAUCGGUAAAAAGUAUCAAAUUUAAACCUCAAUGAUUGUUUAGUUGAAUGAUUGAGCAAAGCAGAAUGUCAUGAUACUUUGGUUGUUAAUAGAAAGAUGAUUAUUACCCCACAGCACUCCUCAGGCAUGAAAGAAAUAUUCAAGUAUGGUGUGCAAAUGAAUGUCCCUUUCUUGUAGCGUUUUUA